ACGGGGCGCGGGCCCGGGGGGGCCCGGCGGAGGCUGCGCCGCGAGUGAGCGGGGCUGUGCCGCUAUCGCCCUAGGUAGGAUGGACCUGCCCCCCUGCCUCUGCCCCCAUGUCCAAUAAGAAGAGACCCGGCUUGACACCUGCCUAUAUACAGAGGAGGAGAGCAACAUCUUCAGCGCUGGUCUUUGGAGGGGGGGGGGAACAACCCAAAACACAACACCACAUCAGGUCAGAGCGGGGGGCUCGGUGGUAUUAUAACCCCCCCCCCCAAGACUAUGACUUCCAGUAAAAUUGAGAUGCCAGGGGAGGUGAAGGCAGAUCCUGCAGCUCUGAUGGCAUCUCUGCAUCUGUUGCCUUCUCCCACUCUCAACCUUGAAAUCAAAUACACCAAGAUUUUCAUUAAUAAUGAAUGGCAGAAUUCCGAAAGUGGGAGAAUAUUCCCAGUAUAUAAUCCAGCAACAGGAGAGCAGAUCUGUGAGAUUCAGGAAGCUGACAAGGCUGAUACGGACAAAGCAGUGAGGUCAGCCCGGCUUGCUUUUUCUCUGGGUUCUGUUUGGAGGAGAAUGGAUGCAUCGGAAAGAGGUCAUCUUUUGGAUAAACUGGCAGACUUGGUUGAGAGAGACAGGGCAAUUCUUGCUACUAUGGAAUCCCUGAACAGUGGUAAACCCUUCUUGCAAGCUUUCUAUGUUGAUCUCCAGGGAGUCAUAAAAACCCUGAGGUAUUAUGCCGGUUGGGCAGACAAAAUCCAUGGAAUGACCAUUCCUGUAGAUGGAGAUUAUUUUACGUUUACAAGACAUGAACCCAUCGGAGUGUGUGGACAGAUCAUCCCUUGGAACUUCCCCCUGCUGAUGUUUGCAUGGAAGAUUGCUCCAGCUCUGUGCUGUGGAAAUACAGUAGUUAUUAAACCAGCAGAACAAACACCACUCAGCGCUCUCUAUAUGGGAGCCCUCAUCAAGGAGGCUGGCUUUCCACCAGGAGUUGUCAAUAUUUUGCCAGGAUUUGGUCCAAUUGUUGGUGCAGCCAUUGCCUCCCAUGUUGGCAUUGAUAAAAUUGCUUUUACUGGAUCCACUGAGGUUGGGAAGCUGAUCCAAGAAGCAGCUGGAAGGAGUAAUUUGAAGAGAGUUACACUGGAGCUGGGUGGGAAAAGCCCAAACAUUAUUUUCGCAGAUGCUGAUUUGGACUAUGCUGUGGAACAAGCUCACCAAGGGGUGUUCUUCAAUCAAGGUCAGUGCUGCACUGCAGGCUCACGGAUUUACGUGGAAGAAUCAAUCUACGAAGAGUUUGUCAGAAGAAGUGUAGAACGGGCAAAGAGGAGAGUUGUGGGGAGCCCUUUCGACCCAACUACAGAACAAGGUCCCCAGAUUGAUAAAAAACAAUACAAUAAGAUCUUGGAACUGAUUCAAAGUGGCAUUACAGAAGGAGCAAAACUCGAAUGUGGGGGUAAAGGACUAGGAAGAAAGGGCUUCUUCAUUGAACCUACAGUGUUUUCCAAUGUAACAGAUGACAUGAGGAUUGCCAAGGAGGAGAUUUUUGGGCCCGUCCAAGAAAUACUGAGAUUUAAAACCAUGGAUGAAGUUAUAGAGAGAGCCAACAAUUCUGAUUUUGGGCUGGUAGCUGCUGUCUUCACAAACGACAUAAACAAGGCCCUGACAGUCUCUUCAGCAAUGCAGGCUGGAACAGUCUGGAUAAAUUGCUACAAUGCCUUAAAUGCCCAAAGUCCUUUUGGAGGAUUCAAAAUGUCUGGCAAUGGGAGAGAGAUGGGUGAAUGCGGAUUGAGAGAAUAUUCUGAAGUUAAAACUGUGACAAUAAAGAUCCCUCAGAAGAACUCCUAAAAUGAUGAAGGACCCUGUUGUGCAGAAGAGCACAUGAUGCCACCUUCUCUAUUCCUUAUGGAGACCAGCACUCAGGAAUAAAAAGUGUUACACAAUAUAUAUUUAAGAAAUUAAGUUACAACAUAUAUACUGGGCACAUAACUGCGUACAUAAGGCAAACCAGCUCUGCAUGUUUUCAUAAAACUCUCCUGAGAAUCAUUACAUCUUUAUAAAAGCAAUUAUAAAAAGAGAUAAAAUUGCUAUUGGACAUCAUUUAAUAACGGUUCUAGCUAUAAAACUGUUAAAUGCAAAUGCAUGCACACACACAUUUAUCUCUUCUUUAAAUAAACAAAAUAAGUCUUA
Myiozetetes cayanensis is the source of this 2172-nucleotide messenger RNA. RefSeq names its product aldehyde dehydrogenase 1 family member A2 (gene ALDH1A2). Lineage: Eukaryota; Metazoa; Chordata; Aves; Passeriformes; Tyrannidae. The coding region runs from base 274 to 1830 and encodes 518 amino acids. The record is from RefSeq and is a predicted model, not a curated record. Gene Ontology annotation, molecular function: aldehyde dehydrogenase (NAD+) activity. The transcript has 13 exons.